Messenger RNA from Suillus subaureus, 1765 nucleotides. RefSeq names its product Inosine/uridine-preferring nucleoside hydrolase domain-containing protein. The transcript is spliced from 5 exons. Gene Ontology annotation, cellular component: cytosol. Gene Ontology annotation, biological process: purine nucleoside catabolic process. The coding region runs from base 321 to 1388 and encodes 355 amino acids. Gene Ontology annotation, molecular function: purine nucleosidase activity. The record is from RefSeq and is a predicted model, not a curated record. Lineage: Eukaryota; Fungi; Basidiomycota; Agaricomycetes; Boletales; Suillaceae.
AUGGGAAACAACCAACAUGAUCUCUCUUGAUAAUCAGAUAUGAAAGCUCUCUGAGUCUCUGAGUCUUCCACCUUUCAAUCGCGCCAUUUUCAACUUGUUUGUUUUGUGCAACUCACAGGAAAGUCUGAGCCCGCAGAGUCAGGCAAAUUGGUACGACUUCAGUGAUUUACGGUAGAUCGCUAUCGACGACGUCUGUUUCCUCUGACAGGUUUUGGAUACAGACAUAGACCGACUCUGUCAACUUGUGCUCCUUAUCAGUCAGAUUGCUGAUCACUUUUGUUGCCCUCGAUCCCGUUCAGUCCAACUGAAACUAGAAGAAAAUGACUUUGAAUCAUGUCUGGUUAGAUGUAGAUCCGGGACAUGAUGAUGCCACUGCAAUUAUGAUGGCCUGUCAAUUAGAGAAUACCAAGCUCCUUGGGGUAUCCAGUGUUCAUGGCAAUGCUUCCGCUGAUUGCACUGCCAAGAACACCGCAAGGUGUCUGCACGCAUUCGCUGCACCUUCUGAUGUUCUAGUAUAUCCUGGCGCAUGCAAGCCGUUACUUCGACCAACAAAACACGACCCUGAAAUUCACGGAGAAGAUGGCCUAGGAGGUGUUGUAGGGCUCCCUUCAGCUGAUAGUCCUGAAGUUCAGGCACGAUUCGCUCGGAAAGUUGAUGGGUCAGUGAUUCAUGCCAUCGAGGGGAUGGCAACAGCGAUCAAGGACACAUGGCAUAAUGGUACUGGACAUCAAGUGUCAAUUGUCUCUUCCGGACCGAUGACGAAUAUUGCCCUAUUUAUCAGCGUCUAUCCAAACCUUUUGGAAGCAGUGGAGCAGUUUGUAUUUAUGGGUGGAGGUGUGGGCGUUGGUAAUAGAUCUGCCGUGGCAGAGUUCAAUAUUAUGUGCGACCCUGAGGCGGCUCAGAUUGUCCUUGAUGCUCCAGUCAAGACUGUCAUGAUACCCAUCAAUGUUACACACACAGCGAUUGUCACUCCGGCUAUACAUUCCCGCCUGAGAUCACCCCAUCUACCUCUUCUGGACGACGUGCUGGCACAUCCAUCCACCAAUCUCCGAAGCACACUAUCUUCCGUCAUCAGUUUCUUCGCAGGAACAUACAAGUCAACAUUUGGUUUUGAUCAAGGUCCUCCUCUCCAUGAUGCACUAACCAUCACAUAUGUGUCCCACCCCGAGCUCUUUGAAGCUCGGCGUUUUAGAGUGGAUGUGGAGUUGCAUGGUAAGCAUACGGCAGGAGAAACGGUCAUCGACGUCUGGAAUUAUCGAAUGUGUGACGACUCAUGGGGCUCUAAUGGGAAGAAUUGCGUUGUCGCCCAGUCAGUUCAGGUGUGUCCGAACGUACGGCCAGCUUCUCUUCUCAUGAGAACAAUGUCUCUAGGUCGACCAGUUUUUUGAAUUGCUUUUGAAUUGUGUCUCCCGAUGUGAUGCCAUAUCUCCGCUCAACGUACAACAGUGACAGUUCUCAGAGCAGCACCUUCACACUUCUGGUCAACUUUUACCACCCUUCUUUACAUUUACUCACGCUCUUACUGUCAUUGCUGAAGGAUAUCCCCUAUCUGUAUCCCGGUGGCCUACACCAGGCACUGCCCUAAGCGUGGGACCGACCUUCAGACUUAUUCUUUUACGUGUAUUUAAACACGACGCACCUUAUAACCGGUAUAUACGCCAUAACAGUCGAGCGCUUUCGAUAAGGCUAUUCUUGGUUAGUAGUUACGAUCCGCAUGCUGUGAGUACACGCUUACCAUCACAGAUUGGCGACCACCCUCUGUCAC